AGUGAAAGGGACCUUGCCAUAGCGCCUUCCUAAGAAGCAUCAUAGAAGGGGGUAUCAUAUAUAAAGAUCAUGGCGCUCUGUGUUUAUCAUAGUCACACAAAACUUCCUAGUGCCUUACAGGUAGAGGUUGUUCAAGAUAGUAAUUAUGAGGGCUUUGUUGUUCGUUUCUUUCGUUGUAGCAGCAGCAUCUGCUGGAUAUGCUCCCUACUACCACGGCCAGGCUGUGAUUGGCCCAGACGGUCACCCUGUGGAGACUCCAGAGGUUCAGCACGCCAAAGCAGCCCACUUUGCUUCUCAUAUCGAAGCUCGUAGUCGCGUCCAUGGAGUUCCAUACGUACCAACAGCACAUUACGGAAUUGCCCCUGGUAUCUCCCACGAUGGUCGUCCAUUGGACACCCCUGAAGUAGCUGCUGCUAAAAUCCAACACUACCACGACUACGCUGUUGCUGCUCAAAGAAACGCUGUACCCGCUGGACAUGGCAUUUUGGGACAUUACGCUGUCGGCAGUCCAUACCCAAUUGACACCCCUGAGGUUCAACACGCUAAAGCUGCUCACUUCGCUGCUCAUGCCCAAGCUGCUGCCCGUGCUCAUGGCCUUGUACACUACAGACGUCGCAGAGGAAUCUACGCCUAUCCCCAGCACAUUCCAGUCAUUGACCAUAAUGGUGUUCCAGUAGAAACCCCAGAGGUUCAAGCUGCCAAAGCUUUCCAUCUUGCCAAGCAUGCCGAAGCUUCUGCCAGGUCUGGACACUACGCUUACGCCCCACAAGUGCACUCUAUCGGGUACCCAGCUAGUUUACCAAUCAUUGCUCACAAUGGAGUACCUUUGGACACCCCCGAAGUUGCCGCUGCUAAGGCUCACCAUUUCGCCGCCCACCAUGAAGCUGCUGCCAAAGUAGGAGCCGUAUCUCCUCUUCUCUACGCCGCUUCAUACCAUCUUGGAGGCGCUGUGAUUGGACCCGAUGGUCGCCCAGUAGAAACACCUGAAGUUCAACACGCUAAAGCUGCACACUUUGCCGCACAUGCUGCUGCUCGCCACCAUUAUUUGUUCAUCUCCUGUGCUUUGGCAGUAGCCUCCGCUUCAGUUUUGGGGCCAGAUGGUCACCCAUUGGAAACACCUGAAGUCCAGCACGCAAGAGCUGCCCACUACGCCGCCCAUGCCAGGGCUUUGGGCCAUAUCGGUUAUACCGUUCCUGUAGCACCCUUGGCUCAUUACGGAGUUGCCCCAGGAGUUGUAUCUCUCGAUGGACACCCAUUGGACACACCUGAAGUAGCUGCCGCUAAAAUCCAACACUACCAUGACUACGCUGUUGCUGCCCAAAGAAACGCUGUACCUCUUGGACACGGUUUGGUCUACAGUCACCCAAUUGCUGCUGGACACUUGGCUGUUGUUGGCGCUCACCCCAUCGACACCCCCGAGGUUCAACACGCUAAAGCUGCCCAUUUUGCUGCCCAUGCUGAAGCUGCUGCCCGUGCUCACGGUCUCGUCCACUACAGACGUCGCAGAGGAAUCCUUGCCUAUCCCCAACACAUCCCAGUCAUCGAUCACAAUGGUGUACCAGUAGAAACCCCAGAAGUCCAAGCUGCUAAAGCUUUCCAUCUCGCCAAACACGCUGAAGUUGCUGCCAGAUCUGGUCACUAUGUCCAUGCUCCAGUCGAUGUCUACUCCACAGGAAUUGCCCCUCAAGCCAUCACCUACCUCAAUGCUGCCAGUCCACUCGCUAGAGUAGCUGUACACCCACGUUAUGUCUACGAAAAUGCCGCUGUUGUUGUAGGUCCUGAUGGUCAUUUGGUUGAUACCCCUGAAGUACAACAAGCUAGGGCUGAACAUUUGGCUGCACAUGCUGGAAUUCAUCAUUAUUGA
Molecule: messenger RNA, 1864 nt
Organism: Harmonia axyridis
Lineage: Eukaryota; Metazoa; Arthropoda; Insecta; Coleoptera; Coccinellidae
Exons: 5
Coding region: 146-1864 (572 amino acids)
Source: RefSeq, a predicted model, not a curated record